CAGGAGUGGUUCUCGCAGUAUUGCAAACCGAUCGUACGAUUCCGUCGAUUAGUCUUCGUCACGAGUUAACUUUACUGACAAUACUUGAUCGUUUCCCGGGCUCGCCGCGCUUUGUUAUUGUUUAAAGCGUACAAAUAUUCCCGUUCGUUCACUUCUGUGGUACCAGCGUCGGUGUUGCGCGUUCGUGGGCAACGAAAUCUGCUAGACCCACAGCUUUUCUGUACGUGUCCCGAGGACCGUGUCCAGUGAUCUUAAUACGAAAAAUCGAAUGGUCCCAAACUUGACUGUACAGUGCGCUGUCGUACGGUUGGCUAUGUUCGAACGGUAACAACGUGCCGUAAAUACCGAUAUACACGAGAACCAUCGAUCCUAUUUGGGACGUGAUUUUUUCGUAACAUACGUUAGGCGGUCCACACGUGUUGCACGAGAUUUUCAAGAAAUAACGGAACAUUUAAAUAACAAGAAUCGCUCUGGGAUUUAAUUCAAAACUAUUCCGGGGACGUGAAGAGACAAUUGUGCCCGGGGACAUCUUUAGAUAGGAUCGUUGUCGAUUCGCCGAUCGAUGAGAAGUGAUUGGUGAAGUGCAUAAUAUUCAUGGACAUCUAGUUGAUAUCGAACCGCGAAGAGAGGAAAAAGAUUGGAGUCAAUCGAGCGCUAAUAGAACGAUACUGGCAUCUUUAAAAGUGUUUCAAGAAAACGACGGAUUGUCUCGAUGCCCGAGUGUGCUAAUGUUGUAUGAUAGCAUGCAGUUCGCAUAUCGGUACACGUGGAACCGAGAGAUUAUUGUCAAUUCCCAAAAAUUGGUAAAAAGACGUUGAACUGGUACGGCGUGUGACCUUCCAAGUGAACUCGGCUGCUUCACAUCAAAAACUAUAUACCAUACCGUGCUUCAAGAACAUUUACUACCAUUUCUAUAUAUAUAUACAUAUAUAUAAAUAUACGUAUUUUUUUUUAUUAUUAUUAUAUACACGCAUAUAUUACGUUUUCAAAUAAAAUUAUUCACACGAAAACACUCUACACGUGAUAAUGGCUGCUAUAUGUUACAGUGAACCUUUUUCGGAUUGGUUGGAAGAAAAGAUAGAAUUACCUAUUUUUGAGGAAUUACCGGUUCCUGAAAAUGGACAUCUUAAACCAACCCCAUAUAAUGAAGUUUCAAAGAUACAUCAGCAAGACGAUACCCAAACACUACUGCAAGAGUUUGAGACAGUUCUAGGAGAUGUGGAAGCUUGCCAUCAAAUAGUCCCUACAUCGAGUUCUACGCUCACACCACCUCAAUCACCGCCGCCGCCGCCGCCACCGCCGCCGCAUAAACCAUUAAAUGUGGAUACUCAAUUACUCAUUACUUUACAACCUGUACAACCGUUAUACUCGAAUCAUCAAUCCAUGUAUGAUGUGGUAAUACCUGAAGAAAAAACAUAUACUAACGAAGUACCUGUGCAAUGGAAUCCAAAAAAUAUAGCAUUAGAUCCUUUAAAUACAGACGUUGCGCAUGACUUAGCUGUGGUGGAUGAAUAUGUACGAUUACAAACCGAGGAUAUCCCACCAUCUAGUCCAUGCACCAGUUCAGGUGGUAGUUACACAUCAUCGGAAGAUUCUGUAGACGAUCCAGAUUGGAUUUUCGAAUCUACAAGAAAAUGUACAAAACAAUCAACAAGCGGUUCAUCGCGAAGUCGUCAAAAACCUUACUCCCGUCCGUCCUUGGAAGACAAAAAGGUGCGGAAAAAGGAGCAAAAUAAAAACGCGGCGACACGUUAUAGACAAAAGAAAAAACAAGAAAUAAAAGAGAUAUUGGGAGAAGAACGCGAACUCGCGGAUCAUAAUGAGAAAUUGAAAAAUCAAGUGAAAGACUUGCAGCGAGAGAUUGGGUACUUAAAAGGCUUGAUGAGAGACUUAUUUAAAGCCAAGGGUUUAAUUAAGUAAUCCAUUUAUCGAUCGUAGUUAUGUUUAAUUAUUUUUAUUCAAUUUAUUAACUAUAUUCUUUUGACACUAACUAUUUUACAAUGAACCUAAUAAUGUAUUAUAAUACAUAGACUUAGAUUACUGAUUGUUAUCUCCACUUUUUCUCAACUAGCAACGUAUUUGAACAUAAAUCUAAAGUCUAUCACAGCUUCUUAGUAGGACUACAGAACUAUCAUCGUGUAAUCCAUAAAGUGUGCUCCAUCUCUUGAUUUACCGAUGGUCCAUUAAGAUUAGCAAAUAAGAUGCAUUAAAUAACCAAAGAAUUAACGAAGUGUGUACAACCUUAUGAAACUCCUUAUCGAGUGGAAACUUGUUGUUGCUCCGAAUUCUGCGAGUAAUCUAAUGCACCUUAAUGACGCAAAUCUUUUCAUUCCAAACAAUUCUAACCCAAUCAAGUUAUGAGUUUUCUUACGAAGAAUUAUUGUAUUAGAAAAGUAAUAAAUGGGUUAUUGUGUAAUAAA
Molecule: messenger RNA, 2420 nt
Organism: Nomia melanderi (Alkali bee)
Lineage: Eukaryota; Metazoa; Arthropoda; Insecta; Hymenoptera; Halictidae
Gene: crc
Product: bZIP transcription factor crc
Biological process (GO): regulation of transcription by RNA polymerase II
Cellular component (GO): nucleus
Molecular function (GO): RNA polymerase II transcription regulatory region sequence-specific DNA binding; DNA-binding transcription activator activity, RNA polymerase II-specific
Source: RefSeq, a predicted model, not a curated record